Messenger RNA from Harpia harpyja (harpy eagle), 1821 nucleotides. RefSeq lists its product as uncharacterized. Lineage: Eukaryota; Metazoa; Chordata; Aves; Accipitriformes; Accipitridae. The record is from RefSeq and is a predicted model, not a curated record. The coding region runs from base 142 to 1356 and encodes 404 amino acids. The transcript has 11 exons.
AAUCCCCCUCGCGGAAAUGACCGCGACCGGUCCCGGGACGCCGCGGUGAGCGGCCCCGAGGCGGGGUCUGGCGGCUGCCGGGGAGCCAGCACCGCGCUCCGCGCCCCGCUCCGCGCCCCGCUCCGCGCUCCGCUCCCCACCAUGCUGGGGCUGCUGGGGCUGCUGGGGCUGCUGGUGCUGCUGGCCCUGCUCGGGGGACGGCGAGCGGCCGCCCCCGGCGCCUGGGCUCCGCUGAAGCGCUGGGCCCUGGGCUGCCUCCUGCUUUUCCACGGCGCCGGGAGGCAGCGGGCGGCCGGCGGAGGUCCCGCGGAGCCGCGGCGGCCGCGCCCGCUUCGCCCCGACCCCCACGCACUCGAUUCGGUUUACUUCACCGGCUUUGCAGAGACCAACAAGACCUUCGUGAUUGCUCGUCUUGCGAAACGUCCCGAUGGGAUCUGUGAGAUGUGGCUCUUCCUGAGGGUGGAUGGAAUAGGAGAGUUUGAACACCCACAACAUCCAAACAUGAUGGUGAGUGAUGAAUCUGAAGAGAUUUGGAGUGGAGGAGGGCUUACUAUUGAAUACUUAGAGCCCCAAACAUGCUGGAAAAUAAGCUUCGACGGAUUACUCAGAAAAGGACCCUACCGACAGCAGUGGAGCGAAGAGGAAGGUGAACUUGUACCAGUUCAAUUCUCUUUCCAUUGGGAGAACUUCACAGAAGUCUUUAACUUUAGUGUCGACAGUCACCCCAGCACAUUUGCACGUGCAUUUGCCCAGGAACCGUGGACCAUCGAGUUCUUCCAGAGGGUCAAAAAACAAAGGGAACAACAUUUCCGACAUGAGCAGUGGGGCCAGUCUGUUGGAGAAAUUGAAAUAGAAAAUCAUGAGAAAACUGAACUUUCCCUCAAAGGCGUUCGGAGCCACUCUUACGGUAUCCGGGACUGGUCUGAGAUUUACCGUUAUGUCAUGAUUUUGGCACACUUUGAGGAUGGGACUGCGGCACAUUUAACAGUUAUUAAUAUGCCAGCUACCACAACUAACCUCACUGUAGGUUAUGUCUUUUUCCCCGAUGGGAGGAAGGCUGGCAUCGAGUGGUCCAAUGCCUCACUGGCUGAGAUGGCUGAUGAUGGUGUUAUCAAGGAUGAAUAUGGAGUCAGUUUUACUGCCGGUGGCAAGUACUUUGAUGUUUCUGCAACGCUGGAUAAGCAAGCUUGCCCCAUGGUGUAUAACGGCCUGACUGGAAGCGGCGUUUUCCACGAGUGCAUUGCAGAUUUCCGACUGAACGGGUUAACGCAAGGCUGGGGCUUGGUUGAAUUUUAUUACAGGGAUGAAGCCGCCCAGCUGGUUCCAAAUUUGCAGCUUGGUUCAAAAGCCAAAUGACCCGACCUUUCCUCCUGGCACCCUGCGACCGACAGCUCUCCCCCUUGAGCAUUUGCAAGUUUGUCCCAGCAUCGUUAGCAAGCAGCAGCUUUCAAAAAAAAAAAUGUUACUCCCUGCAAAAUGCACAGUUUUGGGUGUGGAACUCAUUGUCACAGGAUGCUGUGGAGGUCAAGGGUAUAAAAGGAUUUGGAGAGAAAUGAGAUACGUUUUUAGUUGUGCAGCUUUUAGUGGUUGCUAACCAUGGUGGUCUGGAGGCAAUUUAAAGGAAACCUCUGAACAGCCGAUUGCGGAAGAGUGCACUAGGAGGGAUCGCUCUAUGCUCUGUCUUUUGGUAUUUUUCCUAAACUGCCAGCUGCUCCCCACCGUGAAGACCAGGACACUGGGCUACGUGGAUCUCUGACCCAAUUUAGCAGUUCCUCUGUUCUUUCAGAUUUGUUUUUGAAAUAAAAGCUCUAUCUUUCUGAA